This is a messenger RNA of Zea mays, 447 nucleotides long. NCBI's taxonomy places the organism in Eukaryota, Viridiplantae, Streptophyta, Magnoliopsida, Poales, Poaceae. The record is from the annotation of a RefSeq genome assembly.
AUGGGGGACUUUGAUGGUGAGCAAAAAGAAUUGAUCAAGAAAUUGGUAAACUUUCGCAUGAUCGAUGGUAAAAGAACGAGAGUUCGUGCUAUUGUUUAUAAAACUUUUCACCGCCUAGCUCGAACUGAACGCGAUGUAAUCAAACUUAUGGUUGACGCCGUAGAUAAUAUAAAGCCAAUAUGCGAAGUGGUCAAAGUAGGAGUCGCAGGUACUAUUUAUGAUGUUCCUGGGAUUGUAGCCAGGGAUCGUCAACAAACCUUAGCUAUUCGUUGGAUCCUUGGAGCAGCUUUCAAACGACGUAUAAGCUACAGGAUAAGCUUAGAGAAAUGUUCAUUUGCUGAGAUACUGGAUGCUUACCGAAAGAGGGGAAUUUCACGUAAGAGAAGGGAGAAUCUUCAUGGACUGGCUUCCACCAAUCGGAGUUUCGCGCAUUUCAGAUGGUGGUAA